GCGGGUUGUGCUCUGUGUGUGAGUGCGCGGACGGCCUGUCGGCUUGCGUGGGCCGCUGGUGUGGCCUGCAAUCCCCGUUACACACCGGGGACCGAGAGCGAGUGUCUGAAACAGCCCUGUGCCUAAAGAGGGGAUUCGUUCCCGGGGAGGAGGGCGCAGGCCCCGACAUGGACUGUACCAGGCCCUGAGGAGCGGAGUGAAGGCAGGUUGAUUUGAACUUAUUACUAAGGGAAACAUGGGGGCAAAAGAGAAAUUGGAAGCCAUGCUUAAUGUGGCACUUCGUGUACCAAGCAUCAUGCUCUUAGAUGUCUUGUAUCGAUGGGAUGUAAGCUCCUUCUUCCAGCAGAUCCAGAGAAGUAGCCUGAACAACAACCCACUCUUUCAGUACAAGUACCUUGCUCUUAAUAUGCAUUAUGUUGGUUACAUCCUAAGUGUCGUGCUUCUGACUUUACCCCGACAACAUCUGGCUAAACUAUACCUCUAUAUGGUAACUGCUCUGCUGCUUUAUACGGGACAUCAGAUCUCCAGGGAUUAUGUCCGGAGUGAGUUGGAAUCUGGCUAUGAAGGUCCAAUGCAUUUAGAGCCACUGUCUAUGAAUAGAUUUAUUACGGCGCUAGUAGGCCAGUUGGUGGUUUGUACGCUCUGCUCUUGUGUGAUGAAGACGAAGCAGAUAUGGCUAUUCUCGGCUCACAUAGUCCCGCUGUUGGCGCGCCUCUGCUUGGUCCCUAUUGAAACUAUCGUCGUCAUUAAUAAGUUUGCCAUGAUUUUCACUGGACUUGAAGUGUUGUACUUCUUGGCAUCUAAUCUCUUGGUCCCCUUUAAUCUUGCAAAGACCGCAUAUAGAGAACUUGUCCAGGUGGUAGAGGUCUAUGGCCUCCUCGCUCUGGGAAUGUCUCUGUGGAAUCAACUUGUGGUCCCUGUCUUAUUCAUGGUGUUCUGGUUGGUCCUGUUUGCUCUUCAGAUCUAUACUUAUUUCAGCACCCGUGACCAGCCGACCUCCCGUGAGAGGCUUCUUUUCCUCUUUCUCACAAGUAUUGCUGAAUGCUGCAGCACUCCAUAUUCUCUACUGGGUUUAGUAUUUACGGUUUCCUUUGUGGCUCUUGGUGUAUUGACCCUUUGCAAGUUUUAUCUUCAGGGAUACCGAGCUUUCAUGAAUGAUCCGGCCAUGAACAGGGGUAUGACUGAAGGAGUGACUCUACUGAUUCUUGCUGUGCAGACGGGCCUGAUUGAGCUUCAAGUGGUCCACAGAGCCUUUCUUCUCAGCAUAAUUCUGUUUAUUGUUGUGGCAUCCAUCUUGCAGUCUAUGCUGGAAAUUGCUGACCCUAUUGUUCUUGCUUUGGGGGCUUCACGUGACAAGAGCCUGUGGAAACAUUUCCGCGCUGUCAGCCUUUGCUUGUUUCUUCUGAUUUUCCCAUCAUAUAUGGCUUACAUGAUUUGUCAGUUCUUCCAUAUGGACUUCUGGCUCCUAAUAAUCAUAUCCAGCAGCAUCCUCACAUCUCUGCAGGUGCUUGGAACACUUUUCAUCUACGUCCUUUUCAUGAUUGAGGAGUUCCGGAAGGAGCCAGUUGAAAACAUGGAUGAUGUCAUUUAUUACGUGAACGGCACAUACCGUCUGCUCGAGUUCUUGGUGGCAUUGUGUGUCGUUGCAUAUGGAGUCUCUGAAACUGUGUUUGGCGAAUGGACCGUGAUGGGAUCCAUGAUUAUCUUUAUCCACUCUUAUUAUAAUGUCUGGCUGCGGGCACAGCUAGGCUGGAAGAGUUUCCUGUUGCGCAGAGAUGCAGUGAAUAAAAUCAAAUCAUUACCAACUGCCACCAAAGAGCAACUGGAGAAACAUAAUGACAUUUGUUCUAUCUGUUAUCAGGACAUGAAUACAGCAGUCAUCACACCCUGCAGUCACUUUUUCCAUGCUGGGUGCCUUAAGAAGUGGCUGUAUGUGCAAGAAACCUGUCCAUUGUGUCACUGCCAGUUGAAAUCUCUGUCUCAGCAAGCCGUGGUGGAAACGGACACCCUUACAAAUAAUGAAGAGGCUCAAAAUAUACACCAGCCACCACCAAUAGAUGUUUCCAGAGCAGAGACAGUGGCAGAACCUCUGCAAAACGUUCAAGAGAACACAGCCCAAAAAGUAGAGUUUGCACCAGAGACUCUGCCUACUGGAUCAUCAGGUAGCUUUCAAGAGCUGUAUGAGGAGGACUUGCACAGCCAAGCUGCAGGUUUAAACAGAAAUGAAGAGUUUGGGGGUGUAACGGCUACAGACGAAGAACCACCUCCGGGCUUAAAUGAACACUUUCCCCCUCAAGUACCAGAAGUUUUUGCAGGGAUCUGAUCUAUUUUGUGUUUUAUCAGCCUGUUCAGACUAGCCUUUUCAAAGCCAAAUCCCAUGUUAUCACUUGCAGCAUUCUGAUAUUUGAGGAGAAUUUAACCAUUGAUGCUGAGCAAAGUGUAUGCAAAAAAAAAAAGUUCCCAUGAGGAUUUUUCUUUUCACGAUUUUGGUGCCGAUGAAGAUAAUCAAUUCUUUCUGUGUACAUGUUGCUAGUCUUGCAAAAGGAGCUAGCCCACUGCUUAUUUUUGGGAUUCAUUAUUGUAAAUGGGGGGGGAAAGUUGUUUCAUCAAUUUUGUUUAUAAUUUUUUUGUUUAAUUUUCUUUUCUUUAAAAAGUCCAUCAAAGUUUUCAGAAAAGUUUACAGAUAAUCUUAACAGAUUUUUCAUGUCUGAUUUAACAAAGCAUGGGGGGGAGUUUUUUUUUUUUUUUUUUGUGGGUUUCCCUCCCCCACCCCUCUUUUUAAGCACCCGAUGAUGUGAUUUCACAGUGAGGAUGCUGCAUGCUUGCAUGCACACUUGCUUGCACUCUUAAUUAUACACAAAUUUGGAGGGAGGGGUUGUUAUUUCGGAAAGGGAAUGUCACUGGAUUUUGGAUGACAGAAUCUGCGGCCUGGAGUGAUUAUCACAUUUCCUUCUUACCUUUUUAGUAUUACGCUGCACUUAAACUCUGUUCCUGUAUGAAGUAUAAAUGAAGUUCAGGUGACUGCUAUCUAAGCAGGAUGAACUUCAUUGCACAGAAAGGGGCGUAUGAGUUAAACGACUGCAAUGUUAUUUAAAAGAAAUACAGUGUUAAAAUUUGGCAGUAUUUGCACUUUUUGGAAAUGAGUACAUAUUUUUGUGUAUGAUCAAACUACGCAAAUGCCAUUUUAAGGCUGUUGGUAGUGUGUGUAUCAGUGGUUCUUGACCUUUUUUGACAGGGACCCAAAUGCACGUCAUUAGCUUGGCGACCCAUUAUUCAAUUGUAUCAUAGUGAAUAUUAAAAUAAAUUCUGCAAAAUACUUGCAUUAGUUUUCCCAUUGCCACAUGGGGCCUCUAUUGCAACAGAAAAGACAGUUCAGUACAGUCAACAUUUUCUUGUGGGCAACUGUCUGUGGCCUGUUGAAUAUAGUGUUUUAUGGUUCAUGCAAUAAAAGAACCAAGUUUUGGUUUAGAUGCAGAGGUUUAGGAACCACUGAAUGAAAAUAU
Pelobates fuscus (common spadefoot toad) is the source of this 3503-nucleotide messenger RNA. RefSeq names its product ring finger protein 145 (gene RNF145). Lineage: Eukaryota; Metazoa; Chordata; Amphibia; Anura; Pelobatidae. The transcript is spliced from 11 exons. The record is from RefSeq and is a predicted model, not a curated record. Bases 236 to 2323 code for a protein of 695 amino acids. Gene Ontology annotation, molecular function: zinc ion binding. Gene Ontology annotation, cellular component: endoplasmic reticulum; endomembrane system.